Messenger RNA from Zonotrichia leucophrys gambelii, 671 nucleotides. RefSeq names its product zinc finger protein 239-like. Gene Ontology annotation, molecular function: RNA polymerase II cis-regulatory region sequence-specific DNA binding; DNA-binding transcription factor activity, RNA polymerase II-specific. NCBI's taxonomy places the organism in Eukaryota, Metazoa, Chordata, Aves, Passeriformes, Passerellidae. The transcript has a single exon. The record is from RefSeq and is a predicted model, not a curated record. The annotation marks the transcript as partial. Gene Ontology annotation, biological process: regulation of transcription by RNA polymerase II.
ACAAGAAGCUGAGGAUUGGAACCAGGGAGGACAAAUCCCCACAGCAGAACCUUGUGGAAGAGGCCAUUAUGAGUGAGUUUAGGGCACAGGAAUCCAACAGGGAUGAAAAUCCCCAGAGAUUCCACAGGAAGAGGCGCUCCAAACACAGCCCAGUGUGCUCUGAGGAGGAAAGACCCUUGCUUAGCCAGGAAGGUGGGCAGAGCUUCAGCCAGAGCUCAGAGCUGGUGGUCCAUGAGCAGCUUCAUGAUGGGGAGAAGCCCCACAAAUGCUUGCAGUGUGGGAAGAGCUUCAGGCAGAGACACCACCUGAUCAGCCACCAGAUGAUCCACACCGGGGAAUGGCCCUACAAGUGUGGGGAGUGUGGGAAGGGCUUCAGCUACAGAUCCGCCCUUGUGACCCACCAACGCAUCCACACUGGAGAGAGGCCCUACGAGUGUCCCCAGUGUCAGAAGAGGUUUCAGACCAGCUCCAAUCUCCUCCAGCACCAGCGGAUUCACACCGAGGAGCGGCCCUUCAGCUGCCCCGACUGCGGGAAGGGCUUCAAGCACAACUCCACCCUCAUCAUCCACCGGCGCAUCCACACUGGGGAGAGGCCCUAUGAGUGUCCCCAGUGUGGGAAAAGCUUCACCACCAGCUCUCACUUGACCAGACACCAACGGAGGCACCGGUAA